Pectinophora gossypiella (pink bollworm) is the source of this 1117-nucleotide messenger RNA. RefSeq names its product MIF-like protein mif-2. Lineage: Eukaryota; Metazoa; Arthropoda; Insecta; Lepidoptera; Gelechiidae. Bases 94 to 456 code for a protein of 120 amino acids. The transcript is spliced from 3 exons. Gene Ontology annotation, molecular function: cytokine activity; phenylpyruvate tautomerase activity. The record is from RefSeq and is a predicted model, not a curated record.
AUUAAAUAAUCAGUGGUUAUAAGCAGUGGCAUCAAACGCCGCGUACGAUAUACACGAAUUACAUAUUUUAAGUAAAAGCAACGUUUAUACAAAAUGCCGAUCUUGAAGAUUGUUACUAACCUGCCGAAGGCUAACAUCCCGAAAGACUUUGUGGAUAAAAUUAUACCAACACUCGCUAAGUCCGUGAAUAAACCAGAAUCAAAAUUCAUAUGCGUGAUAACCAGUGAUGCAAACAUGUGUAUGUUUGGAAACUCUUCGACGCCUGGCGUUGUGGCAUCGCUGGAGUCCAUCGGGAAUCUUGGUGUUGACAAAAAUCAUCUCAUCUCUAAGGAAUUGUCUCAAUUUAUCGAGAAAGAGCUUGGAGUCCAACCUAAUAGAUUUCUCGUGACAUUCUAUGAUUUGGAAGCUCAUAACGUUGGCGUCGCCGGCACGACCGUGAAUAAUAUCGGAAAAUAACUUCGGAUGAACAUCAUUAACUAUACGUGGUCUAAAUAUCACCAAUAUUCACUUGUACCAUUGUUACACUGAAUAAAAUAUUCUGAAAACUUUGGUUACUUACUUGAUAUUGUUAACAAAACAAAGUGAGUGCAUAGUUUUGUAUUACCUACUAAGUAACAUUAAAUAACUGUUUAAUUUAAAAAAAAUAUGUCAUAGUAAGUAAUACAAAGUUAUUUAUUGUCGCUCUGUUCUGUUAACAGUAAACAAUAACCAUAGUUUUUCUUAAGCGCGAAAAAGGUCCAAGGCCAUGGUUUUGCAAUUUUUUUUUAGAGUGUAGCAGAAAAGCGAUAGGCAAAGGAAAAAAUCUCUGAGCUCACGAAUCUCUGAAUUCACGAGAUAAAUAAUAUGAAAUAAAGCUUAACGCACACAGAGAGCGGGGUUUGCGGUCAGGAGCGCGGGAUUCAUUCGCGAUUUAAUCCAAAACCCGGCACCAGCUUCUCCCGCUUUUAUGACCGUGCGUACAACAAACUUAUGUCUCAAUUCUGCGAUACCUUACGUUAAAAAAUACAAGAAAAAAUAUUGACAUUACAAAAAGCUCUUUGUCGAGUUGCUUUCCAAUAAAUGAUUUUCUGGGUACACCAAGCACUUCUUUAUCUAAAAUAAAGAUUUUUUUAAUUUA